AUGAGUGCACGACGUAAACUACGGCCCCCAGUUCCCGGCAGAUCCAGUAACCAUAUCGACUCUGACGGAAGCCGAGAUGGUGCUAUGUCUUGGGGCGCAUACAAUAUCCGGGCGAGGAAGAUUUCCCGUCAAACGACUCAAGCUAUAUCUACGGACACCGAUACCCUUAGUGAUACUGAUAGUUUAUAUACCCCCGAAAAUGAUGGGCAGAAAUCAAAGCCAUACACUUUACACCAGUCUUUACCUUCCUCAUCAUCAUCAAGUAGCCAAUUGCUGAAGGAUGAUGCACAGAAUAUAACUUCAGUUAUGGAACCUGUGCCCACCAUCAGUAAACGUAAUACGCGAAAGAAAUGGACUUCUGAAAUGAAUGAAUUCAUAUUGCGUACUUACCUAUAUUUAACAAUGAUGGAGACUGACACUAAAGGUUAUUUACAACCAUUACACAUGAAAUUCAUAGAACGAUUCCCAGAUAUGCAGGAUUUAGUAUACUGUGCAGAGUGGACUUCAGCUAAGCUCAACGGAGCUAAAAUUGAAAUACCUGUACAUCUUGAUAACCCUCUAGGAAAGGGCAAACAAAAGAAAUAUAAUAAACCAAAGUGGGAACAAAGAUUAGAAUACAAAGUUAGUGAAUUAAGAGCAAAGAUUGCAAGACUAACACAAUAUAUCAAUGGAAACAGAGGUAAUGAAUGA
Molecule: messenger RNA, 690 nt
Organism: Parnassius mnemosyne (clouded apollo)
Lineage: Eukaryota; Metazoa; Arthropoda; Insecta; Lepidoptera; Papilionidae
Source: the annotation of a GenBank genome assembly